UGUUUUUGCCUGACAUAUAGAGGUGGAUGAAGUAUUCAAUUUUUUUUUUAAAUUAAAUAAUUAUGUGGAAAAAGUACAGAAGGAUAAGCAAAAAAUGUAGUUCUGCACUUAACUGUUGACACAUAUAAGCACCUAUAAAGCUUAAUAUCAGCCUCAGAAAUAUAAAGAAAGGUGAUAAAAGAAGGCAUUAAAAGAAUGCACACAUAAGUCAAAGUAAUUAAGUUACUUAUUCUGUUGCUAGUGAUGUAAAAUAACUGAAAUCACAUUGAUGUUCCUCAUAGACACUAAAAUAAGACCUGCUUUUUUCCUAUCACCCCCAGUAAGACCAGAGUUGUUUGUGUUUGUCGAUCGGGGACAGAAGGGAAGCUGAGGGGAUAGGGUGGAGAGACAGGGGGACAAAUAAAGAACUAUGUGAAAAUGGGGCCAUUUGGCUGCACGUGUGAAGUCCCACACACCUAUUUAACCGAGCAGGUCUGCAGCACUCUGGACUCUUACAGCAGAAGACAGCGCAAGGAGAGGUACUGUCCGGAGAAACAAGAGAAAAGUUUAAGAAGAAGGCCCCACCUGAGUUCAGGAGCAUCUGAGCAGAGACGGGACCAGAAGGAGCUGGAGAGUGAAAUGUUACAUUGCCGCAGCAGGUGAAGAGGACGAGUGAAAGGACAAUCACAGACAAGGAGAAUGCUGAGUGUGGACAUGUAUCCCGGUUUGACUCUGGGGCCUCAAAGGAUUGGAGACUGCUUUUACAGAGAGCGGGAAGGUCCUCAACACCUCCCGUUGUUCCCUACUGCCUGUGACGCUGUAGCUAAAGCUUUGGCCCCAAGGCUGCUGGGGCCUCCUCCUGUGGUACCCGCUGAGUCUGGCUCCAAACUUCAAAAAGAUGACGUGAGGAUGGAGCUGGAGAAUGCGUCUUUAUGGAAACAGUUCAGCUCAGUGGGCACGGAGAUGAUCAUCACAAAGAAGGGCAGGCGGAUGUUUCCUGGUUUGAGGUUGAAGCUUUCAGGCCUGAACCCAUCUCUCCGUUACAUCGUCCUCCUGGACAUCGUUCCGGUGGACAACUCCCGCUAUCGCUUCCAAGGAGGCGGCUGGCAGGCUGUCGGCGGGGCCGAGGCCAGGCUACCAGACCGGGUGUUCAUCCACCCAGACUCACCUGCCACAGGAGCCCACUGGCAGAGCCGCACCAUCUCCUUUCACUACGCCAAGCUCACCAACAACACGCUGGACUCCCAGGGACAUGUAAGCACUGCAGGCCGGAUACCUCGGCGGGGAUGCGGUGUACAACCGUUGCGGCUAGUCUUUGGUUUUAGUGUGCACUUUGAUUCAAUAUUUUUCUUUUCUUUUCAGAUCAUCCUGCACUCUCUGCAUAAAUACCAGCCCAGAGUUCAUGUAAUUGAGGCCAGGGAUGUGUUAAGGUGGGGCGGAGGACAGCACUCCUUCGUUUUCCCUGAGACCCAGUUCAUCACGGUUACGGCCUACCAGAACAACAAGAUUACAGAACUGAAGAUCAACUCCAACCCCUUCGCUAAAGGCUUCCGAGAAGACGGCAUGAACAGCAAAAAACAAAGAGAUGCCAGACAGAAACGCAAAAUAGGCGUCAUCACAGAACCUCUGGAUAUUGUGAACUGUGAUCCGUGCGACUCCACUGAGCUCCUGCCUCAGCCCACGGCCGACAGCGCAGACCUGCAGGCCCUGGCUCUGGCCCCUCUGCCUGCACUGCCAGAUCUGUCCCGUGGGUUCAGGCCAGAGGAGACCUCCUAUCGGGACACGCUGGUUCCGGAGCAGUCGCUGGAUCUCGGCCAGGCGUUUAUGGCAUCCCAGAUAUCGGAUAUCGGCAUCACGAUGUCCAGCGUGAUGCAAGACGCAGCAGGGAGUGAAGUGGCAAACAGCAUGAUUGAAAGAUCUGACACUCUGGCUGAACAAGCGUACACCUCCAGCUUCCCGCCUGCCCAACCCAACCCGUCCUCUUUUCCCUCGGCUCCUCUCCCUCAGUCAUCCUCUCUCUCUCCGGAUGCGCCCGACUCUCAGCCCUCCAUGCCUCCCAUCGACUAUCCCGCCCUCCUCUCCACAUCACCCACUCUCUCCACCACCUCCACCACCACCCCCUCACUACAGCAGACUACCUUCACCUUCCCCACUCCACCUCCAUCCAACUCCUCCUCUCCGCAGUCGCUCAUUUCGUCGUCCUCCUCCCCCUCCUCUGACGCCUAUCACGCCAUCCAAGGGACAAUCAGCCCCCACGCUCCGGCCGAUGCCUCCUUCCGGGCCCCAUCUUCCACGUGUCAGUCGGAUCUGCAGGGCCAAAUGUCCACUCAUUCUCUUCUCACUCAACCAGGCCAGCAGCUGCAGGGUGAACCUGUUACCAGCGGAAAUAAUUCACCCAGCGAUCAAGGCUCUGCAGCGUUCAUCUACCCAAACAUCCUGCCAACAAAUCCUGAUCCUGCUCAGUCUCUCCCCACUCAAAACCAACCUGCUCCCACUCCCACUCUGCCGUGCUCCCUGUCUGCUCACGGUGCCUCCUCAUCUUUUGCUUUCCACGCUGUGCCUCCACACAUGCAGAAUCUUUCCUUUCCGAACGUGUCCCCGAACCCAGCGCACCCUGCCCUGCACCUCCAAAACCUGAGCCACCACCAAGCUCAGGCUCCCUCCCUCGCUGCUGCCUUCCCCACCCCCUCAUUCGCGUCACCCUCCUUCCCUCACCCCUCUUUCCAGCCCUCCUCUUGCCUCGCGGUCCCCUCUUCCUUCCAGCAGUCUGUCGCCUCCGCUGCCUCCCUGCCGCCAGCUCACCCUCAAAACAUGCACAACAGCGCCUCCUCCUCCUCCAGCCCUUCGUACCCACAGGUCGAUAUCGGCCCCAUCCCUCAGUUCAAUCCGGCCCCCCCCUACCGCCCGGACGUGGUGCGGCACCACCCGUCCCUCCUCCCUCAGCUGGAUCCACCUCUGCCCUCCUCCAACCCUGCUCCCCCAGGCCUCUACCCCGCCUUCCCUUCCUACCCUAUCCGGCUGUGUCAAGACCCUCACUCGUCCCUCUCCAUCCCGUUCAGGCAUCUUUACAGACAACACCAGCAUGGCCACCCCCACCCUCACCCCCACCCCCAGGGGUCUUACCUGGACAUGAGCACGAGAGCAGUUUUUUAAAAUACGCAGCAUAUUGACAGAAUGUCUUGGUUUGAUAGCGCUUUUAUGAGGAAUUAGAAAUGUGUAGGCUUAGUCCAUGUAGCAGUGUAGUGUUCUAUGUGCGUGUGUUUUCUGAUGAUGAACAUAUA
This is a messenger RNA of Mugil cephalus (flathead mullet), 3260 nucleotides long. It is a transcript of the gene tbx6, whose product is annotated as T-box transcription factor 6. The record is from RefSeq and is a predicted model, not a curated record. Gene Ontology annotation, cellular component: nucleus. NCBI's taxonomy places the organism in Eukaryota, Metazoa, Chordata, Actinopteri, Mugiliformes, Mugilidae. The transcript has 7 exons. Bases 679 to 3132 code for a protein of 817 amino acids. Gene Ontology annotation, molecular function: DNA-binding transcription factor activity, RNA polymerase II-specific; RNA polymerase II cis-regulatory region sequence-specific DNA binding. Gene Ontology annotation, biological process: heart looping; regulation of transcription by RNA polymerase II; cell fate specification.